CACAGCCCGCUGCGCUCGCUUCGCCGCCCCGCGUCUAGCUAGCCCAGCGUCCGCCGCGCCUUGGCCAAGGCUUCAACAGACCACACCAAAAUGCCAUCUCAAAUGGAACAUGCCAUGGAAACCAUGACGUUUACAUUUCACAAAUUUGCUGGGGAUAAAGGCUACUUUACAAAGGAGGACCUGAGAGUACUCAUGGAAAAGGAGUUCCCCGGAUUUUUGGAAAAUCAAAAAGACCCUCUGGCCGUGGACAAAAUAAUGAAGGACCUGGACCAGUGCAGAGACGGCAAAGUGGGCUUCCAGAGCUUCUUUUCCCUAACUGCGGGCCUCACCAUUGCAUGUAAUGACUAUUUUGUAGUACACAUGAAGCAGAAGGGAAAGAAGUAG
Saimiri boliviensis boliviensis (Bolivian squirrel monkey) is the source of this 384-nucleotide messenger RNA. NCBI's taxonomy places the organism in Eukaryota, Metazoa, Chordata, Mammalia, Primates, Cebidae. The record is from RefSeq and is a predicted model, not a curated record.